AUGACUGGAUUGUUACUCAUCUUUCACAUCGUUGUGUUUGCGUUUUCACAGGCUCCCUUCGCUAUUGCAAAUGCAGAGAAUAAAUGGGCAAUCGUGGCAGCAGCGUCUAUUGGUAUCUCUGUAGCUAUUUGUCUCCCCGUAAUCAGAUAUCGAUGGUACGAAAUGUUUGUCCGCGCUCACCAGUGUCUGGCGAUCGUAUCGGUGUACGGCAUCUGGGUGCACAUCGCUCCACAGCGCUUACUCCUUCGACUCCAUGUAUAUGUGUUAGUUGGGAUCGCCGGCCUCUCCGUGAUGCUUCUCGGUCUUCUCGUAAUUUAUCGCAACGGCAUCUUUCGUUCUCGGCUCCCUCGCGCCGAUAUUAUGCACGCAAAAGGCGCCGUGCUCGUCAGAGUUGUCCUAUCCCGUCCGGUCCGUGUGAAGGCUGGCCAGUACAUCUGUCUUUGGCUGUUCAUACCGUCGACAAGCUUCCACGCUCUCAUUGAGUAUCAUCCAUUUGUGGUGGCAUCUUGGUCUGACGCCCCUCUCGAUACGUUGGAUUUAUUGAUCGAGCCUCGCACGGGAUUCACCCGGCACCUUCUCCAUCGCAGCCAGACACGACAAGAUCUUUGCCGUGCCCUCUUCAGCGGGCCACAUGGCAAUAGCAUUCCAGUUGGCGACUACGAGGUCGUCCUAAUGGUCGCUAGCGGGUAUGGGAUCGCUGCGCAACUGCCGUAUCUCAAGGAGCUAUUACACGGGUACAACAGCCGCAAGGCACGGUCUCGCCGUAUACAUCUUGUUUGGGAAUUGAAAACAAUUGAUUUGGCGAUUGCAAUUGAAAGUCUACUGAACAACGCGCUUGUUGAUGACACGCUGGACAACGGUUAUAUAUCUGUGUAUGUCGAGAGCGUGGAUAGGCAGAAAAAAAUAAGCCCAAGGGCUGAAGUCAUCAAGGGCUUGCCCGAUUGGUGCUCUAUAAUGAGAGAAGAGGUUGAGGGAAAAUACAUCAAACGGGUACAGGCGGAAGCCUCUACGCGAGGCGACAUGAUUGUCACAGGCAAGUAA
Metarhizium brunneum ARSEF 3297 is the source of this 1041-nucleotide messenger RNA. NCBI's taxonomy places the organism in Eukaryota, Fungi, Ascomycota, Sordariomycetes, Hypocreales, Clavicipitaceae. The record is from RefSeq and is a predicted model, not a curated record.